UGUCUUUUCAUUAUCAAUAAAACAUGCGCGAGGCGGAGGAAGGCGGAAGUUUCUUGCUCCUUGAUAGACCUGUUGUCCACUCUCACUUCGUCGAGGAAAUAUCGCCUUAUCUAUGUCUUCGGAUCCAGAUAAAACAACUAUCUCAGUCUCACCCAUUCAAGAUAUAAUCGAUCGCAUAUCCAAGUUGUGCAAACUUACCGAAGAAUAUGCAAAGAAAGCGGAUCCAUCUCAGCAAACCACCGUCGACACCAACGCUGCGGCAAAAAACCAGACUGAAACCCCGCCAGAUAGCUCUACCGGCGGCGAAGGGGACGGUGGUCAGGGGACCAAAAAAACGAGAGCGACAAGGGGAAAGAUGCGAAAAGCGAUGGGGGAUACAAGAAGACGGACGCGCUACACGAGCUGGGAAAACUGUUGAAAGAACUCGAUUAUAUGUAUCGGUCGUUCCAGAAACUGGAGAAGUUCGAGAAGGAUCUAAGCGAUCCACUCAAAACUCUUGAAGCCAAUGUCAACGACAUCGUGACUGAUCUGAAGAAAGAGGAGUUACCCAAACAGGUUCAGCACAAUCUACGUGUGCUGAGAAACAACAUCACCAGAGUCAAGAUCCUGAUCCCGUCGCCACAUCAGGCGGCCGGAUUAAAUUCUGAAGGUAACCGGGGUUUGCAGACGACCGUUGCCACCGGAGAUACAGGGGACCUGCCUCACUUAUACGGUGAAAAGCUUUUUGAAGAAAGCUAUUAUUUCCAGGAAAUUAAGGAAAAAUAUGGAAGCCUUGAAGAUAAGAGGCUUAAACUCUGCUUGUUGUGUUUCGCAAUUUUCCCUGAAAAUUCCGAGAUAAAGAAGAGGUUUCUGAGAUUUUGGUGGGUUGGGGAAAAUUUAAUCCCACCCCAAGGAGAAAUGGAUGAGAAGGACAUUGUAAAUGAAACUCUCAAGAUUUACGUGGAGAAGGGACUUAUCCAGCCGGUUUUGAAGAAGAACAGAUUAGAGCCCAGAAGCUACAAGAUGGACCCGAUUGUUCGUUCGUGCUUGAUCAGUUUCGCCAAGAAGGCUGUCUUCUUCGACUAUGACCAAGAGGGAAAACCCACCAUGGAUUUUUCAGCCUGCAACAAGGCAUGUAUGGUGAGGUCUGAAGGAGCCGCUGCUCCCUGGUUCUCUACAUAUCUUAAAGGAAGUGACAAGGAUGAAGAUGAUAAAGAAUCAAACAACUCUAAAGAGAAGCAGGGGCAAGGAAAGGAAGGAGAGCAGCAGGAGGAGCAAGAAAAGCAGCUACCUGUAGAUCUGGUGAAGCUGCAGAUGUUUUUCAAUUUUCCUGACAGGGGAACAUUGAUGAAGGCUAGUCGGCAAUUUGACAAAUUGCAGACAUUGUUCAAUUUGAGUAAGCAGUUUCCAAGUUUACCCAAGGAGUGGUUUUCCAAGAUGACGACCCUCAAAGUUCUUUACAUGGGCAAAUGGGAAACCACGGCGGGGCGGCCUCGGCAUAUCGAAGUCGAAGACAUCGACUUCUUAAAAGCGUUGAAGAAGAUGAAGAAUCUCAGGCUUCUUAGUCUUCAAGGUGUUUCAGGUAUCCCAAAGAUUCCCGGCGCUGUUGGGCAGCUUGAAAACUUGAAGAUCUUAGAUCUUAGAGCAUGUCACAACCUGGAGAGAUUACCAGACAAGAUAGGCCUACUCAAGGAACUGAUUUACUUGGAUUUAUCUGAGUGCUAUCUGCUUGAUUACGUGCCCAGAAAGCUGAGUGAACUUAAGAAUCUUGAAGUGCUUAAAAGGUUUUGUGAUUGUGGAUACCAAAAAUUCAUGCACUCUAGUCGACUUGUCAAAGUUAGAGAAACUGAGAAAACUAAGCAUCAAUGUCAACACCACGAGCUUCAAUAUUAAUGCUGAAAAGGAGUCUCUGGUUAAGUUUAAGGAACUAAAAAAACUAAGGAUAGCGUGGGGAUCAAGGGGAAUGCCGAUAAGUAGCAACGAACAGCCGCCACCCAAGGCCAAGAAGCAGCAGAAGACAAGUAUUUCAGCAACAGACCAAGACAACCGGAGGCGGCCGAGAGAUGUUUUCCGAAAUGCAGUCAACAAGGUUCGGGAGGAGAAUGCCAAGCAAAAUGGUGUUUUAAAGUUUGCAGUCGCCAAGUUUAUGGAGGCUGCUGCUUUGCGGCGAGCGGGAAAUCAACAACAGGAUCUUAAAGGUCUUGAGAAUCUGGUGAACUUGGACCUCCAAUGCUUCCCUUACUCGAAGCCACCGGAAUGGCUGCUACCGUCGAAAAUGGUGAACCUGACGAACCUGUCGAUUAGAGGCGGGAAACUGAGUUACCUGG
This is a messenger RNA of Hibiscus syriacus, 2306 nucleotides long. RefSeq lists its product as uncharacterized. The transcript is spliced from 2 exons. Bases 433 to 1872 code for a protein of 479 amino acids. NCBI's taxonomy places the organism in Eukaryota, Viridiplantae, Streptophyta, Magnoliopsida, Malvales, Malvaceae. Gene Ontology annotation, biological process: defense response to other organism. The record is from RefSeq and is a predicted model, not a curated record.